This is a messenger RNA of Aspergillus steynii IBT 23096, 1181 nucleotides long. RefSeq names its product HNH endonuclease family protein. The coding region runs from base 427 to 1044 and encodes 205 amino acids. Lineage: Eukaryota; Fungi; Ascomycota; Eurotiomycetes; Eurotiales; Aspergillaceae. The record is from RefSeq and is a predicted model, not a curated record. The transcript is spliced from 4 exons.
ACCCUCUCCAUUUCUUCUCUAUCUGACACCCAUCCAGCCCGAAGAUCGGCGUCCUCCGCCGCCUCUGCGCGAAUCAGCGACGGCACUGACCCGGCGUGGAAUGCCGCCUGUCCAAUGACCAGCCAACAUGCCGGCCAGGGGACAUCGCGUGAAGAUAUGCGUGAUAACCGCCCCUCGGCGACACAGGGCCUCUUCUCUCCACCAAUCCCACCGUUCAGUGCAUUUCAUUUCCGGCCAGCACAGCGCGGCACGAUGCAGUCGGCAGAGAUAGCUAGCACUCCUGCACAUGCAAGGGGGUCGUGUCCGUGUCCCGCUGACCGACGGAUUUCUUUUCGGCGCAUAUAUAAAUCAGCCCUGCUCGCGAUGGAUGGGAUUGCAGGCAGGCAGCUUUUUCUUUCUCCAUCAAUUCCUCCCUAGCCAGCCAACAUGGUCCGCGCUCUGUUGCCCGCUCUUCUGGCCCUCCCUCUGGUUUCGGCCCUGCCAGCCGCCCUGCCCACUCCUCCUGGCAUUCCGUCGACGAGCACCGCCGAGUCCGAGCUGGCCAAGUUGACCGUUGCGGCGCAGGGCUCGGGCAGUGACUAUGACCGGGACCUUUUUCCGCACUGGAUCAGUCAGGGAAAUAGCUGCAACACUCGCGAAGUCGUGCUGGCGCGUGACGGCGAAGACGUAGAGCAGGACUCGUCAUGCGCCGCUGUCAGCGGAACCUGGCUGUCCGAGUAUGACGGCGAGACGUUCACGGACUCGAGCGACUUGGAUAUCGACCAUAUCGUGCCGCUGUCGAAUGCCUGGAAGUCCGGCGCGUCUAAGUGGACCACCUCCCAGCGUCAGGCGUUCGCCAACGACUUGACCAACCCGCAGUUGCUGCCUGUUUCUGCUAGCUCGAAUCGCUCGAAGGGCGAUAAGGGUCCCGAGAGCUGGAAGCCGCCACUUAAAUCGUUCUACUGCACCUACGCCAAGAUGUGGGUCAAGAUUAAGUCGGUGUAUGAUUUGACCAUCACGAGCGACGAGAAGAGUGCGCUGGUCGACAUGUUAGAUACGUGUUAAUUUCCGGGGUUUGGGACAGAUUGUUGUCGGGGAUGAGAUGGUUUAGUCGGUGUUAUGUACAAAGUGGGUUAGUUCUGCCGGCAGAAAUGGAUAUGAAAAUGGUUAUGAGUUUAUGAAUGUCUGGAAUCUCUACCGAG